Molecule: messenger RNA, 3272 nt
Organism: Amoebophrya sp. A120
Lineage: Eukaryota; Dinophyceae; Syndiniales; Amoebophryaceae
Source: the annotation of a GenBank genome assembly
GCCUGACAACUUCCGCUAAGCAACAAGACAAAAAAGCUACUCUCACAUUUAGCAUGUGUAGCUGUCCAUGUUCUUCUUAAUCUUGACAAAGCGUCAUGUCUUUUGCUUUUACUCCAAUUUAUUGACUUUACAAAACACUAUCACAACCUACUUUGCUUCUGCAACAUGGCAGCUGCUGUCAUGGAUUUGCGCACGGCGCUGCAGUUUCUCGGCCUCUCAGCUGAGGAAGCAAACUACGAGGAUGCUGUGCGCUCCGCAUGGAGAGCGCGGGCUCGCGAUUGCCACCCGGACAAACACACGGGUAAGGAGGAGGAGUUUCUGCAACUGCAGAAAGCGUUGGAACUGGUAUCAAAGGCACGAGAGAAUGGGCUUUUCAAUCUGGGUUCUGGCACAAAAGGCGGCGUGGCGGCUACAACAGAUGGUAACUACGCUAGCUCCAGGCCACGAGGGCACCCGCAGCAGGCGAAUGCGACGCAGCACGCCGCGACUGACCCGACCGCGGAAGGAGGAAAGGUGAUGAAGAGAUCGGAGCGUCUGGAUAAACAAGUGUUCGGGACCCAAUUUGGCUCGGACAAAAUCGACUUCCGUUUUUUCCAGCCACCGCCCAGAGGACUUCUAGGGGGGACGCAGCGUGGUCUCUCGCUUCCAAUCGGGGCCUCCAGCACCCAGGAGCUGAAGAGACUGACCGCGGGAUACAAUCAUGACGAACUCGCUUUGGAAAAACACCAAGCCGCAAGUUCGGCACAGCAGGAGCUGGAUUUGGUGCGGCAGACCGAAGAACAGCCCGUGGAACCACCAAUGCUACAGGUGGUGUGGCGGUGCACGCUCUGCGAACCGGCAAGCAGUUCGACGUGCUGCCGACUGAAGCCGAAGAAGGCGCUGUGCAUCUGCGGACACAAACUCGAAGACCACAACAGUACUUGCGGUUCCAAGUGCAAGAAGUGUCCCUGCAAGGGCUUUCAGUUCCACGUGCAGCAGGGUGCCUGGGAGGUGCGGUGCAGUUGCAAGCACAAGCGGUCCGACCAUAAGCCAACCGGGAAAUAUAACGCGCAGGGGCUGGAAAUUUUCGCGUGCCAGGGUCACGUCCCGGGGCAGCGGAACAAAAAGUGUCCGUGUAAGUGCUUCGAGGCCAGCUGGGUGUGCAACUGCGGGCACCCUUGGUCGGCGCAUGAGACGGUGGUGACCGUAGUGCCCAACCGGGCGCUAUUCGGCCGCGAGUGGGUCGCGGGCGGGCUCCGCGUGGAAUGCGUGGAGAUAGCGGAACAGGCCCGCGACAAGUGGGCCGGACAAGCGGCAGAGCAAGUAGCCAUGGGCGCACUAAAUCCGGAGGAAGCAAUACAGAAGGCUGCUCGAUUCACCGAAAGGUCAGACUGAUUUUUUUGGGGCCGUUGAACUACUUCUGGUUCUGUCCGCAUCAGGAAAGUGCGCCGCCCGUGAUGAUUCGUCAGUUGCAUCAGUUGCUAGUCUACAGAUGUAUGAGCAAAUAGUGCUUGACGUACCACUAGCCAGUGAAUUUCACAAAAAAACGACACGCUUCCUUCAGGUUGAAACUGUCGCGUGUAGCCGAAGCGAAAAUGCAGGAGGCCGUCGAGGAUCUCACGGGCCAGCUCGAGGCACCACCGCGCUACAUGAAGGUGAUAUUUCCGAAGCAGGGCAUUGCGUUUCGUACGAAGCCACAGUUCGACGCGAAAAGCAGUUUGGUGGCAAGUAAGGACCAGAUUUUUCUGGGACAAGUGUACUCUAAGUGGUUUCGCGUAUUGGACUCUGCAGACACCAACUCUGCACCCCUUCCGCGUUCGGACAACCCGCUGUACCUGCCAUUGUACACGCCCGACGGAAAACACACAAUCCUGGAAGAGGUCCCCCGGCUACCUGCCGCGAUUAGUGACGACGCGGGGCAGCUGGAAACCGACGAAGAGGAACUGCACUGUGUUCCUGCUGAAAUUGAAGACUAUCAUCUGGACAGCUCGGAAAGAGGAUCUGCAGGGCGAGAGAAAAGACAGCCACUAGGUACAACUACCUCGCAGGAGCGGAGCGAUAGGCGCGCCCCUUCGGUUGGUGCUAGUACUGGUCCGGGCAAACAAGACGAAGCCGGGGCCGCAGUGAGCAAUUUUCCCUGCGCUGACGGCGAAAACGGCACCGCCUUCGUGUCGACUGACGAGGUCCACGCGAACCAGGCCACACUACCCGGGAACAACCAGCAAAAUGCUCAUUCGACGGGGGUAGCACCAUCUGGAACCCGGUCCAUUUCCUCGGCAACACGGUCGCGGACGAGCUCUUUUUCGCAACGAAUGAGUUUCGCGUCGUACUUCGAAAAGAACGCACGUCUUUUCUCCUCUCUCGACGAACCGGAGCACCAGCUCGGACAGGCAAGUGCUAUACCUGUUGCGUUUUUUGCAGAAUGUUAAUGUUUCUGCGUCGCACUCCGUGUGAUAGUGAUAGGCACAGACUCAAUCAUCCACCGGCACACGGCAUUUUGUCUGCUAUGUACAACAGGCCCAAUAUUAAAACUCUAUUUGAACAAAUAAUCCUAUCAGGAAACCGGGUCAUCGGCGAUUCCCGGAACGCGAGAGAGUGGAACUCUACCGCGCUCCAUUGACAAUGUAUGCGACGACGCGGACGAAAUUUCAGAAGAACAAUUUGAGAUCCGCGACGCGGCUCGCGGCGACGACGUUGAGGACGACCGCGAGGCGCAAGCCCGUGCGUCCCUCUGGAAACCGCUGACCGCCGCCGAGCAGGUAGUGCAAAGACCUCCACACGAGGACCAUGCCGAUACGCCGAAGAUUCUCCGCGAAAACAUAUUGAAAGUGUUUUCCCCUGCAGCGCCACCAGACCUCUCCCCGGAGUGCAGCGGUCCGCCGAGCGAGGUGGAGGAAGACGUGUUUUCGCAGCACGGCGCGGCAUCGGACAAGGAAUCAACGCCAAAAAGUUUCCUCGUCCCCGCAGCGUCUUCCUCUUCGCGGGCACCACACGACGAGCUGCGCCCUGCGCAGAAAAUCCUUUACGGCAACCGCGAGUUGCGCAACGAGCUUGCUUUCUCGCAGGAUUCCAACCACAUUGUGCGCAAACUGUCCAUUUCGUCGCCCGCCGAUGAUUGUGGCACGGGGAGCGCAGGGUUGAACUACUCGCGGUGUGCAGCCGUGAGUCUCAACGCUGGCCAGGUGGCGCCAAAGCUGACGCUGUUGAAGAAGAAAAUUAGAACAAACACAAAAGGCGGAUAGAAAAGAGAAGCGCGAAUGAAACCAGCGCGCCUGCCGUGCUAGAAGGUCGAG